Molecule: messenger RNA, 1032 nt
Organism: Thyridium curvatum
Lineage: Eukaryota; Fungi; Ascomycota; Sordariomycetes; Thyridiales; Thyridiaceae
Exons: 3
Coding region: 1-1032 (343 amino acids)
Biological process (GO): protein phosphorylation
Molecular function (GO): protein kinase activity; ATP binding
Source: RefSeq, a predicted model, not a curated record
AUGUUUACAGCCGUCCAGCGUACGCCUUGCGAUGUCGAGCAGCAAGACGAUCCCAAGGUCCCGAAGGUUAGCAUCAGACUUAGCUAUCAAUCUAGAUGGGUUUCAACAUCAUCUCGCCGACCCAAUAACACGAGCGUACCCGACUCUGUUCAAAACCCUCCACAAGCCACACGAGUUGUACAAUAUGUCCCUAUCCCAGGUAAAUGGGCACGGAAGCUUCACCCACAUUGGGCAGAGUCGGCCUUUGAACUUCCCACUGUUAUUCCUGAGGGGCAUAUUUACUACAUCACAAAGGGGUUUUACGUUCGCCAAGGUGCAACGGCGCUUGUAGAACGGCUACCUUCUGGCGAUAUUGUCAAAACCCCCCUCCCUAACCCUUAUGACCCCAAGGAAGAACUGACAAAUAUUGAGAAAAUGGAACACGAAUAUGAAGUUUAUCGGUUCAUUGGCGCAAAUCCGUUUAUCCCCAAACUGAUUCACUGGGAUAGUCAGUCCAAGACAUUAGUUCUCGAAAACCACAGCAACGGAGACUUGGAGACCUAUCUACGACACCAUGAUCAUGUCGAUAUCAAUACUCGUCGAAAAUGGGCUUUGCAGGCAGCUCAGGCACUCGAGAGUCUCCAUACUCGUGGAGUAAUCCAUCAGGAUGUCACACCUCGAAACUUUCUGUUAGACAAGAACUUGGAUCUUCGGAUAUGCGACUUUGCUGGCAGCUCUUUCCCAGGACAUCUUUCCUUAACUGGUGCCCCAGGACCAAGAUACCAAUCACAACUAUGGACUAGGGACUACAUUCCUACCCAAGCAGAUGAUAUCUUUGGCCUAGGAUCUGUAUUAUAUUUUAUCAUGUGUAACGAAGAACCUUACAGCAACCUUGAUGAGGAUGAGAUAGAAAGUCGGUUUCGAAACAGGAACUUUCCGGUGUCUGAUCACCUUGACUGUGGUGCAGUCAUUCAGAGUUGUUGGGAAGGGCGUUUCACCACUGCGGGAGUUGUACGAGCUUUAGUUCACAGCAGGGAGAUCAAUCAUACCUAG